Lutra lutra (Eurasian river otter) is the source of this 1011-nucleotide messenger RNA. RefSeq names its product chromosome 10 C11orf42 homolog (gene C10H11orf42). Lineage: Eukaryota; Metazoa; Chordata; Mammalia; Carnivora; Mustelidae. The transcript has 3 exons. The record is from RefSeq and is a predicted model, not a curated record. Bases 10 to 1011 code for a protein of 333 amino acids.
CACCCCACCAUGUUGGUUGGUACCCCCCACCUGCUGACACUGGAUGAAGCUGAUGCCACCUGGACCCUCAUCAAGGAUAAAGUUAUCGAGGAGCGCUUUGGGCCCAAUGUAGUGGCAGUACCUUUCCUGUCGGAUGCGGCCUGCUAUGACCUACUGGGUGUGCUAGUGAAGCAGUCCCGCCCAGCCCACACCCGCCUGGCUUUACCGGGUCGGCAGGGUCGGCGGGCACUACAACCAGUGGGGCCACUACCAAACCUCCUGGAGCAGGCAGGGUCCGAGGGUGCCUUUGCCCACUGCACUCGGGAAUACUCACCAAAUGGCCGAGCAGAGAUAACCUAUGAAGAAAUGCGACUUUUGGAAGGGCACCCCUGCCGGAUCCGCCUGCACAUGGGUGGCCUGCGCAAGAAGGUGGCCUUCCUGCUGCUGCCACCAGGGCAGGUGAGCCUACAGCAAAAUCUUCCCUGGCUCCGAAGCACCCACAGCAUCUAUGUCAUCUACCAGGUCUUCUCCUGUUCCUGGCUGCAGCUGGGGCUAGUACCUACAGCCCGUGAGCCCCAGCUGCUCCGGUUACAACGGUCACUGCCUGUCGCCUUCUCCUGCCUCAAGUUUUCACUGCAGCCCAAAGGAGUGCUGGGACCACAGAAGCCUCUGACCAAAGAUCCACUGCCCCAUGGUGCCAACUGGGUCAGACCCAACCUCGGCAUCAUGCCACCUCUGGCCCUCACAUCAGUCGCUGCCAAUACCCCUGAAGCUGCUGAUGUGCCCCCACCUGUCCCAGGCCCACCUACACCACCUCCUCAGGAAGGGCCGGAGGGCAGACCCACCAGAUUCUCCUACAAGGGCCGAAACCCCUUCCGCAGGGGGCCCCAGAUGUUGUCAGAGAACUGGCUCUUCAGCCCCCGCAGCCCCCCACCAGGAGUCCAGGGUGGGGGCCCCGGGGACCCCGACCGGCACUCCAUGUCCCUGCCCCUGCUGCAGGGUCUGUCCUCAGAGUUCGACAGCGACGCAUGA